GAGAGCGAGACGGGAAAGAAGCACUCUGAAACGCGAUUUCCUCCUCCUCCUGUCUCUCUCCUUCGCUAGGGUUUCUUGAUCGGUUCCCAAUGAAGCGAGGUCGCAUCGUCGACUACCCAAACUCUAGCUGCCUCACGGUCGCCGUUGCGGAUUCUCGAUCCGCCCAACUCUGCUCUUGAGCCGAUUCGUCGGAGAGGCUGUGUUUCCCGCUGCUCUUGCCGAAUAGAGGGAGUCUCGGUAUGAUCGCGGUAUAGAUGCCGCCUUGCACGGCGGUUUUUGAUCGGGUUUGAUAAUGGAUGAGACUGCAAAGAUGGAGAGCCAUUUGUCUUCGGCUGUGGCUUUUAUGGAAGGAGGUAUUCAGGAUGUUUGUGAUGAUGCAUGCAGCAUCUGCCUUGAAGCAUUCUGUGAAAGUGAUCCAUCAACGGUUACUAGUUGCAGGCACGAGUUCCAUCUACAGUGUAUUCUUGAAUGGUGCCAGAGAAGCUCCCAAUGCCCAAUGUGUUGGCAGCCCAUCAGUUUAAAGGAUCCCACCAGCCAAGAGUUACUGGAGGCUGUAGAGUGGGAGAGGAGCUUUAAAGUUGAUAAUACAAAGACUACCACCAUAAUUCAGCAUCCAGCUUUUGGAGAUUUUGAAUUGCAUCAUUUGCGUGUUGGUGGAAGUCAUGCCGAAAUUGAAGAGCGUAUUUUUCAGCACUUAGCUGCUACUGCUUCCAUGGGAAGGGCACGCCACAUUGCUGGAAGAGAAGGUCGGGUUAGAUCAGGAUCUCAUGGCCGUCCACAGUACCUGGUUUUCUCUACAAAUUCAGAUGCAGCUUCUGUGGGCUCCAUAUCUUCUUCCUCUCCUCCAAGAGGAGAAAAUGAAGUUGCUCCUGCAAUAGUUGCUGCUAACCCAACAACGCCCCCCGCUACUCUAGUAGGGGAAUUUUCUGAACUAACAAGUGUUGCCCCAACUCAUGCAAGUGAGGUAGCUACAUUGACAUCUGAGGCCCGCAAUAGUCAGAUGAGGUCAAGCAUUUCAUGUCCAAGGACACCUGCUGGCCAAUCAUCUCGAGUUCACCAAGUUGGACCAAGGCCAUCAGACUUCCAAUCCUUCUCAGGAUCCCUGAAAUCUCGCUUGAGUGCUGUCUCGAUGAGGUACAAGGAAUCAAUCACUAAGAGUACUCAAGGAUGGAGGGAGAGAUUAUUUUCACGUAAUGGGCCUGUGGCAGAUAUUGGUUCUGAAGUCAGGAGAGAAAUUAGAGUCGGAAUUGCUACUGUGUCACGGAUGAUGGAGCGCUUGGAUGCAAGAGAGAGAACAGCUGGUACUUCUGCCUCACCUGUUGCUGAAGGGUGCUCAGUUGUAGAACGAAGUAAUGAUGGUGAUAAUGUCAAUCAUGCAAGUGCUCAUCCAAACAAUGGCACUACACCAUCUUCUUAGGUUACAGGUCCCAAUUAAGCUAUUUUUCAUUUUGAAGGAUCCGAGCGUGCUCCAGCUUUCAACAUUAAAGGUAUAUACAUUUCUGCUUCAGCAUGUUUUGUAAUUACAUUUUUGAGAUCCCCUUUGCCUUGUUGACCAUCCAUGUCAUAGAGAUCAGGAAAAUAACAUCAGAAUUCUUAGUUGCACUAUUAUGUUUCAUAGUUUAUUCAGAUCAGAAGUACAUUUACUUUGAGUUGCUACUGGCCUGGACUUUUGAGUCUGUCUUUGUGAGGCUCAAUGCUCGUCUUGCUUGCUUGAAGGUGGCUGGAACUGAUUUGAAGCACGGCCAUCCUAAGAUCAAUGCCUUUGGGUUGGCAAUUCAUAUAUGAAGUGACUGUUGUUGGUUCUCUGUCCUGUGGAAUUGAGGUUGCCGAUGCUUCACUAGCCAAUAUUUUAUAAACGAAGAGUGAAGUUGGUUUAUGUAAUAGGGAUUGGCAGAGCUAACAGGAUUGAGUGAUGUUAUUGAGAGGAAGCUUGCGGUAAUGGCUGGCUGACCCUGGUAAGGGCACCAGUGCAGUGGAUGUCUAUGACCAGGGAUCAUUUCAGUGUUAGCGAACACUGCAGUAUACAUGUCAGCAGAUUUUUGUUACAUCUAGCAGACGGUAGAUCUGCUUUGAGUCAAGUUUUUAGUCACUGUAGAUUUUUAUCUUGUCGGUGGAGAUUUUGAUAUGCUGGAGUACUAGUUUGAGUUGUCUUCAUGUGUAAGAUUCCAAACUUGGUAAAAAAAAAUACAAAUAGUAAGAGACCAAGUCAACAAGGGUCAAAUCAUGAGAAAUCUAGUUUCCUUUGUCAUGGAAUUGGCAGGAUCUGGAUUAUUUGAAGGAGAAAAGAGUUAGCUCAAAGUUCCUUGAGUUAGUCUGGAUUCAGUAUAUAAAUAAAUACAUGUUAUAUAUG
Messenger RNA from Musa acuminata subsp. malaccensis (wild Malaysian banana), 2350 nucleotides. The record is from RefSeq and is a predicted model, not a curated record. NCBI's taxonomy places the organism in Eukaryota, Viridiplantae, Streptophyta, Magnoliopsida, Zingiberales, Musaceae.